UGUGCGCUCGCCAACAUACCAUAGAAGAAGAAGACUUCCGCGUUUCUGUUCAGCACACAGGCGUGGUAAAAAAAAUGGCAGAACAAAAUUCAGUGCCGAGUGAUCUUUACAAGCAUGUAUAUUCAUUUCUACUAGAGAACAAGUUUACCAAGGCUGCUCAACACUUCAUCAAACAAGCUAAAGUGCCACCCCAGAAUGAGAAACACGAUGCCGGUCUGCUUGACAUAUUCAACUUCUGGGUGAAGUCUCCUGAAUCUAAGAAACGGAAGGCGCUGCCCAACGGUCCUGGAACAAGUGACAGGCCGUCUGCUAAGAAGGCAAAGACUGCGGAGAGCUCCAGUGAGGAGUCGAGCAGUGAGGAGGAGGAAGCUGCGGCGCCUGCCAAGGCCACACCCACAGCUACGGCGGCCGAGUCCAGCAGCAGCGACGGGUCCAGCGACGAGGAGGCCGCAGCGAAGAAGCCUGCAGCAGCCAAAGCCCCAGUGAAGACCCCUGUCGCUGCAGCAGCCAAAGCCUCAGUGAAGACCCCUGUCGCUGCAGCAGCCAAAGCCCCAGUGAAGACCCCUGUCGCUGCAGCAGCCAGGAAAAAGGACUCCAGCUCGAGCAGUGAGUCAUCUGAAGAUGAGGCUCCAGCUAAAUCCCCUGUGGCUAAAGGAAAAGCUGCAGCCGCGACCCCUAAGGCAGGGACGACCGCCAAAGCAGCAGCUCAGAAGAAGGCUGAGACCAGCAGCAGUGAGGACAGCUCCAGUGAAGACGAAGCUCCCGCUAAGACCCCUCCGGCUAAGACCCCUGGUCCCGUCAAGACCCCUCCAGCUAAGACCCCUGCUAAGGCAGCCGAGUCUAGCAGCGAUGACUCUUCUUCAGAUGAAGAGGAGACUCCUCCCAGCAAGAAGGCCAAACCAGGUGAAUACAGUGCAGUUCCACCCCCUGGAGCUGCCGUAAAGAAGGCCUUGGCUCCUACAGUGGCCAGGAAGGCCAAAAAGGACCGCUCCUCAGACAGCAGGGAGGAGGAAGUGUCAGCAGUCCCUGUGAAGUCUACCCCAGCAAAGACUGUGACCCCUAAACCUGCUGCUGCUGCUAAGAAGGCCGAGUCCAGCUCUGAGAGCUCAGACUCUAGCUCUGAAGAUGAAGAAGCAAAAAAGGCCCCGGCUAAGGCUGCCCCGGCUAAGGCUGCCCCGGCUAAGGCUGCCCCGGCUAAGGCUGCCCCGGCUAAGGCUGCCCCGGCAGAAGAUUCUUCCUCGGACUCGAGCUCAGAGGAUGAAGAAGAGGUGACAGUGAAAGUGGCACCAGCUAAGGCGACUCCUACGGGGACCCCAGGCAAGGCUGCAGAAUCCUCCUCUGACUCAAGCUCAGAAGAUGAGAAAGAAGCUAAGAAGCCUGUUGCCAAGGCCACUCCUGCCAAGGCCACUCCUGCCAAGGCCACUCCUGCCAAGGCCGCCCCUGCUAAGAAAGCCGACUCGUCAAGCUCAGACUCUGACAGCAGCUCUGAGGACGAGGCCCCUGCCAAACCUGCCACAGCUACCAAGAAACCUGCCACAGCUACCAAGAAACCUGCCACAGCUACCAAGAAACCUGCAGCAGCUACCAAUAAACCUGCCACAGCUACCAAGAAACCUGCAGCGACCCCCAAGGUCCCAGCCAAGGCUGCUGCAGCUACCAAGAAACAUGCAGCGACCCCCAAGGUCCCAGCCAAGGCUGCUGCAGAAAGCAGCUCGGACUCCGACUCUUCAUCUGAAGAUGAGGCUCCAGCUAAGAAGGCUACCCCGGCCCCUGUUACUAAACCAGCCUCCAAACCAGCCUCCCCAGUUGUUAAACCAGCUGCUGCAGAAAGCAGCUCGGACUCCGACUCUUCUGAAGAUGAGGCUCCAGCUAAGAAGGCUACCCCGGCCCCUGUUUCUAAACCAGCCUCUAAACCAGCUUCCAAACCAGCCUCCAAACCAGCCUCCCCAGUUGUUAAACCAGCUGCUGCAGAAAGCAGCUCGGACUCCGACUCUUCAUCUGAAGAUGAGGCUCCAGCUAAGAAGGCUACCCCGGCCCCUGUUUCUAAACCAGCCUCUAAACCAGCUUCCAAACCAGCCUCCAACCCAGCCACCCCAGUUGUUAAACCAGCUGCUGCAGAAAGCAGCUCGGACUCCGACUCUUCUGAAGAUGAGGCUCCAGCUAAGAAGGCUACCCCGGCCCCUGUUUCUAAACCAGCCUCUAAACCAGCUUCCAAACCAGCCUCCCCAGUUGUUAAACCAGCUGCUGCAGAAAGCAGCUCGGACUCCGACUCUUCUGAAGAUGAGGCUCCAGCUAAGAAGGCUACCCCGGCCCCUGUUACUAAACCAGCCUCUAAACCAGCCUCUAAACCAGCCUCCAAACCAGCCACCCCCGUGGUGAACAAACUAGCCCCAACCAAGGCCGUAGCCGAGAGCAGCUCCGAUUCUGACAGCGACAGCUCGGAGGACGAGGUCGCUGCAGCCAAGAAGACCACCAAACCUACAGCCGCAGCCAAGACUCCUGCUUCAGCCAAGACUCCUGCUUCAGCCAAGACUCCUGCUUCAGCCAAGACUCCUGCUUCAGCCAAGACUCCUGCUUCAGCCAAGACUCCUGCUUCAGCCAAAGCUGCAGAGUCCAGCAGCAGUGAUGACAGCUCUAGUGAUGAGGAAGAGGCCUCGACUAAGAAGGCAGCUACCCCAGCCUCGACUAAGGCAGCUACCCCAGCCUCGACUAAGAAGGCAGCUACCCCAGCCUCGACUAAGAAGGCAGCUACCCCAGCCUCAACUAAGAAGGCAGCUACACCUAAAGCCUCCUCCACCCCUGCUGCCAAGGCAACAACACCGGCUAAGGCUGCCGAGUCGUCAUCGUCCCAGGACAGUAGCUCUGAGGAAGAGGAGGCGAAAGCACCGGCAGCAGUCACCACUCCCAUCACUAACGGCAAGAGAAAGGGGGAUGGAGAAGACUCGUCUUCUGAGAGGGAGGAGGAGGAGGAGGAGGAGGAGGAGGAAGUAACGACGCCUAAAAACCAGAAAGUAUUACCAGCACCACAGACUUACCCCAAAGUCUCUAAGAAGAUCAAUGUACCUUUCCGUAGAAUAGUAGAGGAGGAAAUUGAAGUGGACAACCGUCUGGCCGACAACUCCUUCGAUGCCAAGCGCGGGUCGGAUGGAGACUGGGGCCAGAGGGCCAAUGACGUGCUCCGCUUCACCAAGGGAAAGUCCUUCCGUCACGAGAAGACCAAGAAGAAGAGGGGAAGCUACCGCGGAGGAGCCAUCUCCCAGUCCGUCAACUCCAUCAGGUUCGACAGCGACUGAGAAACUAGUCAUCAUCAUCAUCAUCACCCCCCUCCGACCUGAUUGAGCCGAAACAUCAACUGAACUACCUACAGCUGUGUUGACAAGACGGCCACACUGACAGCUGGCUACCUAGUGAUUUUAGUUCAUAAGUCUGUUAAUCCUUUUUUUAACGGCUUUUUUAUGGGGUAGAAGACGACACAAGUGGUCCUGAAAGGGCACCUUAUUUGCUUUGUAGGGCUGUUGAUCUGGUCUAGAGCAGUGCACUACAUAGGUAGUAGUGUGCUAUUUAGGAUGCUGUCUCAUGGGUCAAGGCUGCAGGGGGAGUGGUCUGUCUCUGUGCUUUAAACGUUGUACAGAUUACUAAAGGGUUAAUGUCCUUAAGCUGCAUUUACAACAUAUAGCCACCGGGUGGCGGUAGUAAGCCACCAAUUCUGUUAAAUAUCCAUUUAAAAGUGUAAACGGUUCUCAAUUUUUUUUUUUUUUUGCUUUUUCUCUCAGCCAUUAAUCUGUUGCUUGUUGUAGUAUCGUCAGCGCGGUAUCUUCCCCCUUCUGUCCAGUGUCUCCUCAGUAUCAACAUUUUGAAAUGCUCUGUUCUUGUUGUUUUAUCGCGGUUUGGAGGAGGAGGGUUACUUGAUUUUUAAUGCAGACAAGGCCUUUUGAAUGAUGCCGUCCCCUACCAGAUCUCACAACACCUGGAUAAGUGUUAAACCACUGCCAUGUGAACGGUCUGGAACUUGUCCGUCCUUUAACAUCCUCUGCAGUCUCACGGAGACCCAUCACGGUUUAGAUAUGAAGGUUUUAUGUACGUAUUUCACUUGUUGUAAGCCGGAGAUCAUCCAACUGUUAUUACGAGCUCUAUAGUGUUGAAGGAACUCCCUGGGUCAUGUUCAGUAUACAAAACGUUUGGAAACAGGAGAACACACUUGUUGUACAAGUCCAUGCAGUACCUUUUUCACUCAGUUAUAAAACAUCCCCCCCCCCCCCCCUCUACUGAACAGGAUCUGGGUGUAUCUGAAAUGGUGCACUAUAUAGGGAAUAGGGUUCCAUAGGGCUCUGGUCUAAAGUAGUGCACUAUAUAGGGAAUAGGUUUCUAUAGGGCUCUGGUCUAAAGUAGUGCACUAUAGGGCUCGGGUCUAAAGUAGUGCACUAUAUAGGGAAUAGGGUUCCAUAGGGCUCUGGUCUAAAGUAGUGCACUAUGUAGGGAAUAGGGUGCCAUUUCGGGCGUCAUCCUGGGGUUAAUUUCUGCUGAUGUGAGACUGCCCCCUGUCGGUCUGGUAGACUGCCCCCUGUCGGUCUGGUAGACUGCCCCCUGUCGGUCUGGUAGACUGCCCCCUGUCGGUCUGGUAGACUGCCCCCUGUCGGUCUGGUAGACUGCCCCCUGUCGGUCUGGUAGACUGCCCCCUGUCGGUCUGGUAGACUGCCCCCUGUCGGUCUGGUAGACUGCCCCCUGUCGGUCUGGUAGACUGCCCCCUGUCGGUCUGGUAGGUGGUUCAUCAUUGGCAGCUGAGGUACUUCUCUUGGCCCAGCAGCUUGAUUGACAGCCGGAACAGCUAACCUCGAGGUUAUAAUUUUAUGAAUUUAAAUUUCCUGUUUCUACUCGAAUGUAACCCCUUUCUUAUUGAGUCUUGUUUAUUAUUGGAAUAAAAUACGUUUGUGUCCCAAUUUCCUUCCUCCCUGCACAUUUAGCAGUCAUUUCCUUUUGACUUGUGAAGUUGAGCAACUCUUUGGAGCUCAAUGAAAUUAAAUUAAAGGUUUGUUUAAAAAUACAACCAACAUAA
Molecule: messenger RNA, 5053 nt
Organism: Oncorhynchus mykiss (rainbow trout)
Lineage: Eukaryota; Metazoa; Chordata; Actinopteri; Salmoniformes; Salmonidae
Cellular component (GO): nucleolus; nucleoplasm
Molecular function (GO): protein binding
Source: RefSeq, a predicted model, not a curated record